GAUUCACUUCACUGCCAUUUUCCGUUUGCGUUGUAUAGUUUCCGCUGUCUUCACGUUAAAUGUUGUAAUAUUAUUGUGUAUUCUGCAUCCAGCUGUCGUUUCGGUCUCAUUUCUGCCCGUCAGGAUGAUCCUGACCGAAGACGCGUCCGCUCGCAAGCGAGAGAUCGAGGACAAACUCAAGCAGGAGCAAGAAACUUUGUCUUUUAUUCGUGAAAGCCUGGAGAAGAGUGAUCAGCUCACUAAAGGAAUGGUGUCCAUCCUGUCCUCGUUCGAGAGCCGUCUGAUGCAGCUGGAGAACUCCAUCAUCCCGGUCCAUAAGCAGACGGAGAAUCUGCAGCGUCUGCAGGAGAACGUGGACAAAACUCUCUCCUGCUUGGAUCACGUCAUCAGUUAUUAUCACGUGGCCAAAGACACCGAUAAGAUCAUCCGGGAAGGGCCUGCAGGUCGUCUGGAUGAGUAUCUGGCCUGCAUUGCAAAGAUCCAGAAAGCCGUGGAGUAUUUUCAGGACAACAAUCCCGACAGUCCCGAGCUCAACACAGUGAAAGCACGCUUCGAGAAGGGGAAGGAGCUGCUGGAGGCGGAGUUUCGCAGCCUGCUGAUGCGCUACAGCAAGCCAGUGCCGCCCAUCCUCAUCCUGGACGCCAUCGGAGGAGACGAGGACAUGGAGGUGCAGGAGGACGUGACGCUGGAGCACCUGCCCGAAGCCGUCCUGCAGGACAUCAUCUGCAUCUCUGCCUGGCUGGUGGAGUACGGACACAACCAAGACUUCAUGAACGUGUAUUUCCAGGUGCGGUCCAGUCAGCUGGAUCGGUCCAUUAAGGGACUGAAGGAGCAUUUCCGUAAGAACAGCGCCACCUCUGCCAUGCACUCGCCCGCUGUUCAGACCAAACGCAAGGAGACGCCCACCAAGAAGCCUCCCAAAAGACCAGUCUACAUCCCAGGCACGAUCCGUAAGGCUCAGAAUCUGCUCAAACAGUACUCUCAGCAUGGCCUGGAUGGGAAAAAGGGUUCUAACCUCACUCCUCUGGAAGGGAAGGAUGACGUGUUGGACAUCGAGAUCGAUUCGUACAUCCACUGCAUCAGUGCGUUUGUGAAGCUGGCUCAGAGUGAAUACGUGUUACUGACCGAGAUCAUCCCAGAACAUCACCAGAAGAAGACCUUCGACUCGCUCAUACAGGAAGCGCUGGAUAAUCUGAUGCUGGAGGGUGAUAACAUCAUCUCCGCGGCGCGUCGAGCCAUCAUGAGACACGAUUACUCUGCUGUGCUGACCAUCUUCCCCAUCCUGCGCCACCUCAAGCAGACCAAACCUGACUUUGACGCCACGCUACAGGGAACGGCUGCCAGCACCAAGAACAAGCUCCCAGCUCUCAUCACCUCUAUGGAGACCAUCGGAGCGAAAGCGCUGGAGGAGUUUGCUGACAGCAUUAAGAAUGAUCCAGAUAAAGAGUACAACAUGCCGAAAGACGGAACCGUACAUGAGCUCACAAGCAAUGCCAUCCUGUUCCUGCAGCAGCUGCUGGACUUCCAGGAAACAGCAGGAGCGAUGCUGGCCUCUCAGGUACUCGGGGACACUUACAAUAUUCCUUUAGACCCCCGAGAGAGCAGCUCGUCUGCCAGCAGCUACAGUUCAGAGUUCAGCCGGAGACUCCUGAGCACAUACAUCUAUAAAGUCCUCGGUAACCUGCAGCUGAAUCUGUCAAAUAAAGCUAAAGUGUAUGAAGAUCCGGCCCUGCGCGCCGUCUUCCUUCACAACAACUACAACUACAUCCUCAAAUCCCUGGAGAAGUCGGAGUUGAUUCAGCUGGUUGCUGUGACCCAUAAGAAGGUGGAGGGUUCGUACAGAGAGCUCAUCGAGCAGGAGAUCCAGAAUUACCAGCGCAGCUGGCUGAAGGUCACAGAGCAUCUUACAGAGAGAAACAUCCCAGCAUUCCAGCCUGGAACCAAACUCAAAGACAAGGAACGACAGAUCAUCAAGGACAAGUUCAAGGGUUUUAAUGAGGGUCUGGAGGAGCUGUGCAAGAUCCAGCAGGGCUGGGCGGUUCCUGAUAAAGAGCAGCGGGACGCCAUCCGUCAGGCUGAGAAGAGAGUGGUUUCCGAGGCGUACAGAGCCUUCCUUCAGCGAUGCGCGAACAUCUCAUUCACCAAAAACCCAGAGAAGUACCACCGCUACUCACCGGAGCAGGUGGAGGAGAUGAUUGACAAGCUCUUUGACACCUCAGCCUAGGCCACGCCUCUGGUUUCCUUGGCAACAAACAUGCUGCUUUCUCCUGUAAGACAGUCUGCUUCAUAACACACUACACAACUGGAACGUCUUCGUUCGUUUUUGCUUGCUUUUUGUAUAAAUGUAUUUAUGUAUAUGUUUUCGGGGGGUUAACUGCAGUAAUAAAUAGAAUUCACUCAAUUCUUCAGUUUCUUGAAUUAUGCUGCGUUUAUGAGACCAUGACGGUUUCAAACACACUACAAACACAGGUGUAAUGUGCAGUAAAAACAUCAGAAGUUGCA
This is a messenger RNA of Sinocyclocheilus grahami, 2502 nucleotides long. RefSeq names its product exocyst complex component 7 (gene exoc7). The record is from RefSeq and is a predicted model, not a curated record. The transcript is spliced from 21 exons. NCBI's taxonomy places the organism in Eukaryota, Metazoa, Chordata, Actinopteri, Cypriniformes, Cyprinidae. Bases 125 to 2224 code for a protein of 699 amino acids. Gene Ontology annotation, cellular component: exocyst. Gene Ontology annotation, biological process: exocytosis. Gene Ontology annotation, molecular function: phosphatidylinositol-4,5-bisphosphate binding.